AUGGCUAAGCGCACUAGGAGCUUGUCUACAUCAUCUCCCACGGCAUCUAUGAGGGGCGCUGUGGCGAAGAAAACGCGCUCGGACCUCAAAUUCCUCCCCAACAAGAUCGCGACGGUCAAUGACGCGGCCAAGGCCGACGCGUCUCCGCCCAUGCAACAGCUUCUCCUCGCCCUCCGCAACGCCCCGAAGAAAGCGUCAAAAGGAGAGUGCGUUGUGUAUUGGAUGCGAAUGGAGGACUUGAGGAUCAGGGACAACAGAGCUCUCUCUCAGGCUUCACAGCAAGCCCAACUUGAAGGCGUGCCGCUCAUAGCUCUGUUUGUUUUUAGUCCCCAGGACUAUGUGGCGCACGAUCGCAGUCCACGGAGAAUCGACUUCACUCUACGAAACCUCAAAAUCAUAAGGGCCGAGCUCGCGAAGCUGGACAUCCCCCUGUGCACUGUUACGCACAGUCCCCGAAAGGAAAUCCCAGCGUUCCUCCAUGACCUGUUUAGGAAGUGGAAGGCGACGCGCGUAUUCGCGAACAUGGAGUACGAAGUGGACGAGCUCCGACGCGAUCUUGCGCUUCUCCAGGUCGCCAACAAGGAGGGCAAGAUCGCUUGCGAAUUCGUUCACGACAAAUGUGUUGUCGCGCCUGGAGAUGUUAAGACCAAGGAUGGCAGAGGAUACACUGUCUACUCUCCCUUCCUUCGUGUGUGGAAACCGAUUUUGGACCAGGCGCAGGACAAUCACAUCUCUGAGGCCGAAGCGCCAUCCUCGAACGACAAGUCCGUUCGCUCCCAUCCAACCUUCUCCAAAUUGUUCGACGUCGAGGUACCUGACAGUAUAGAAGGCUUUGCGCUGGACCCUGAGGACAAAGAGAAAAUGUCGAAGUACUGGCAUGCAGGAGAAGAAGCGGCGCAUCAGAUGCUCCACCAGUUUUUGAAGUCUGCAUCUCACGCUUCCAAGCUUGGGGCAGUUAAUCCAUUAGAAGGUGAAGCAAAAGAAGUAAAAGAUCCAGGGAAGCAGAGUCGCCUGGGAAAGUACAAAGACGACAGAGACCGAUUGGACGCCGACUCGACGAGUCGUAUGAGUCCGUACCUUGCCGCCGGCGUAAUAUCCGCGCGCGCAUGCAUCCGCGAUGCUUUGAAGAUCUGCGGCACAAAGAAGGUCGACGCCAGCAGGGACACGGGAGUCGGACGGUGGAUCCAGGAGAUAGCUUGGCGCGACUUCUACACGCAUGUUUUGGCGCUCUUCCCGCGCGUGUCUAUGGGUCGGCCAUUCCAAGAGAAGUACGCCAAUGUGCAGUGGGAAACGAACGAGGACCACCUUCAGGCGUGGAAGGAGGGCCGCACUGGGGUCCCCAUCGUCGACGCCUCCAUGCGGCAGGCGCGCGAAAUGGGCUGGAUGCACAAUCGAGGGAGAAUGAUCGCAGCGAUGUACCUCACGAAGGACUUAAUGAUCGACUGGCGGCUGGGCGAGAAGUUUUUCAUGGAGACGCUGAUCGACGGCGACCUCGCUUCGAACAACGGUGGCUGGCAGUGGAGCGCAAGUACCGGCGUUGAUCCCGCGCCUUACUUCCGCAUCUUCAAUCCUUACACGCAGAGCCAGAAGACAGAUCCAAGAGGGCUGUACAUCCGUGCGUUUGUACCGGAACUGGCCAAGUUGUCGGGAGCAGACAUCCAUAACCCUUCAUCGGGAGUGGCUGACAAGCUGGGGUACCCGCGACCGUUGGUUGACCAUCAUGAGGCACGACAGCGUGCUCUCCGUCGUUACAAGGACAUCGGGUCGAAGUGA
Molecule: messenger RNA, 1773 nt
Organism: Epithele typhae
Lineage: Eukaryota; Fungi; Basidiomycota; Agaricomycetes; Polyporales; Epitheliaceae
Product: DNA photolyase, FAD-binding/Cryptochrome
Exons: 10
Coding region: 1-1773 (590 amino acids)
Biological process (GO): circadian regulation of gene expression; entrainment of circadian clock by photoperiod
Cellular component (GO): cytoplasm; nucleus
Molecular function (GO): DNA binding; FAD binding
Source: RefSeq, a predicted model, not a curated record